Molecule: messenger RNA, 502 nt
Organism: Ochlerotatus camptorhynchus
Lineage: Eukaryota; Metazoa; Arthropoda; Insecta; Diptera; Culicidae
Product: cuticle protein 10.6-like
Exons: 3
Coding region: 1-483 (160 amino acids)
Source: RefSeq, a predicted model, not a curated record
AUGUUCAAGCUCGCAGUCCUGAUUGCUUCCUUGGCUUAUGCCAGCGCCGGUUAUGCUGGAACGGAACACACCUACGCUGCCCCUGUGGCUGCUCACUACUCUUCUGCUCCAGCCGUGAGCUACAGCUCGUUCACCCGCCAUCAAAACACCGCUCCAGCUCAUCAUGGAUACGCCCACGCUACUCCAGUCCUGGCUGCCCCUAGCCACGCAUAUGCCACCCAAGCCUAUGCCGCUCCAGCUCUCUCCUAUGGACACAGCUACGCUCCAGCCGUGUCCCACGACAACUAUGGAUAUUCCGCUUAUGCUGCCCCACUGGCUGCCAAGACCAUCGCCGUAGCCCAGCCUCAGCACUACCACCACGCCUUUGCCACUCAUGCCGUUGCUGCUCCAGUCCUGGCUAACCAUGGGUACAACUAUGCCCCGGCUGCUGCCGGAGCUCAUGUCCUCGGAUACAACAACCAUCACGGCCAUUACGCUUACUAAGGCCACCCAAGUCAGAUUG